Molecule: messenger RNA, 1319 nt
Organism: Tripterygium wilfordii
Lineage: Eukaryota; Viridiplantae; Streptophyta; Magnoliopsida; Celastrales; Celastraceae
Exons: 2
Coding region: 721-1038 (105 amino acids)
Source: RefSeq, a predicted model, not a curated record
CAUGCUUCGUCUCCUCUCAUCGGCGACGGCGACGGCGACGGCGACGACUCUCACAAGCGACGAUGACUCACGUGAGCAAGAAGAUCAGAGACGACCCACUCUCAUACAUUAUAAAUCUCCACUCUCACUCUUUGAGUUCUUCUUCGCUUCUUGUCUCAACUUUAUUUGCAAAGCAAGCAGAUCGACGAUGACGCUGCUAGACAAGUUGAUUUUUUGCGGAAGUUUUUUAAAUUUUUAUUAAUUUUGUUUCAAAUUGCAUCAUACGGAGUAUUACAGAAGGGUAGAGGGAAGCAGGAGACGGAAGGAAGAUAUGAGAGCCUAGACUGAUUAAAUCUCAGCCGUUAGAUGCAACGGAUGGUCCAGAUUUAAAACAUUCCACAUAAUUUCGGCAAAGACCAUUACGGCCCCAUCCCUUUAGGUUUAGGCUCCCUUCCUCUUUCGCCUCUUUCGUUAAGUAACGUAAAUACAUUCUGCUCCACUCUGCUCUGCUCGCGAUUUUGUGUUAUGGAACUCAACAGGUAAAAUAAAAAUCUAAGUAGGAGAAAGGAGCGGGAGUCGUUUCCAUUAGAGCGGCUUGUUUCUCGCUUGAAAUCGUGGCCGAAGAUUCUGACAUCAUUGAAGCUUCAUGUAGUUGGGUUGAUAAUUAUAUAGGGAGUGCCCCUCCAAUUUAUUUAUGUCUACAGCUUUCCUCAAUAUCAGUCUGCAGAACUAUUGUGAAGCAUGGCAACGGAGCAAAAAGAAGACGAUCAGCAAGUCACUAGUUCCCAUGCUGUUAGCCUGAGAGGUAAGGUGGAGGAAUGCUACAAAAAGAUUAAAGAGAAUGCAGAGACUUACCCAUAUGUUUGGGCUUCCUAUAUUACUGUGUAUGGCGGUUUUUCCCUAUGGUUGGCCUAUAGAUGGAGAAAGCUUCGCAAAACUGAAGACAGGGUGAAAAUCCUUCAAGAGAGAUUGCGGAAACUCAAAGAAAGUGAAGUGUCUGCAAGUUCUGCCGCAGCAGUUGAAAAGGCCCCACCUUCUACAGAUAAGAUUGCCAAAUAGAUGCAUGCUGUUUCUCCUUAAUUCUCGUGAGAAUACAGAAUUGAAGAUUUGGGGUGAUCAAGGAGUGAAGUUAGGAAAAAAAAAUCAAUGAUUUUUGUCAAAAUUUGGUAGGCUAACAUGUUUAUCAUGUGCCAUAUUUCACCGUAAUUUGUCAUGCGGUGACACUAUAUAUUGCUCUGUUCCCAGUUGUUUUCUUAUGCAAGUUUUGAAUAAAUUUCCAACAUUCCCAAUUGGGAGCUUGGAAAGGAGGAAUAAAAUUUUGAAUAGCUGAAAUUGGAAGA